ACGAAAUGAUUUCCCCCCACCGGGAAAUAGAGCGUGAUUUACGGCGGAUCUAAAGGAAGAAAUCUUGAAGCUCCGCCGGGAGAUGGACAAAGUUCUCAAGACACUGGAGCAACUCACACGAAAGACAAGUGAUAAGCAGCCAGCUCCUCCGAACAAGGAAGACACCGCAAAGAAGCCUGUGCUAACUCCGGACGCGAUCAACUUGAAAUCCAUGAUUGAUGAAGCACUGAAGUCGACAGAGAUGAACCAAGGGGGACAAAAUCAAGUUGGUCCAAGCGCAACCAGUCAGAAGAAUGCAGAGGCGGAAGAUAAAGUAGAAAGGAUGGUAUCGGAAGUGCAGAAGGAGGUCAACAACCUGAAGCUACUAAAGUAUGUUAUGGCGGUUGUGAAGGGCGCGUUGCAGAAGAUCAAUGAACCGAUUCGUACGUGCACUCCGAUCGUGUCGUCUUCGGUUCAUCCGAACGGAUAUGUGGGGACAAUGGCUGGACUACCAACUUCAGUACAUGGUAGCCACAGCAUUUCGAGCCGAAGCAUGCCAAGGAGAAGCGCGUCGAACAAAAGCAGAUUGGGACGCGUAAUCCCUCCACACCCCAAGAGAGGACGAACGGAGAUUAAUUGCAACGUGUCGGUAGCGAAGUCGAAGGCAAAACGGAGCAUUAAUUUCGAGGUCGAACCGAUGACAGACAUGCAGCUCCUUCGUCUUCACUACACGGACCUGAAGGUCUUAUGCAAGAUGCAUGUCAUCAGGUACAAGGACAAGCCGCAAGCGAUCUCGGCAUUGAGGCAAGUUCGUGGAUUGAUCGCCUACAAGGGGCGGGACUUCAACCGGGAUUCUGAUCCUGAAACACAGAUCAUGCCAGAUCCAGAUAACAUCAGAGUGUCCAAUACAACUGGCUGCGACACAAGUGAGGAUGAUUACGAGAGCCUUAGUACAAGAUCAAGCGGGAGUGAUGAGUAUGACUCAUCCGACACAUCUUUGAGCGCCGAAGAUCUGUCGGGAAGGUAGAANAGAGCCUUAGUACAAGAUCAAGCGGGAGUGAUGAGUAUGACUCAUCCGACACAUCUUUGAGCGCCGAAGAUCUGUCGGGAAGGUAGAAGACACCUCAGCAUCAGGGGACCUCACCACGACACAAAAGUGGGUGGAGAUACAGAGGCUAUCAACGAAAAUUGAGCAACUAGUUAGUACAGGGAGUUUCACCUUGGUGUAGACAUAUGUACGUAGGGAGGACAGGAAGACAGCUCGACAAGAGAUGGACUGAACACAUAAACUUGGCCAAGAAUCCAAAUAGAGGAGCAUAACGGAAACUAUACAGUUGGCUGCACAAAUUUGGUUGGGAGAAAUAUGUUCUGAUACCCAUUUGGACGAGAGUGAGAUCAGAGGUGAUAGGGGUGGAAGCAACACUGAUUAGGAGACUAAAUCCAUUAUUGAAUACAAGGGGAAAAGGCAGAAAGACUCGGAAAAACCGAAGACGAAGAAGGAGAAAGAGGAAGAAGAAUGAAAACAAUGAGGUGAAUCAGAAUAUACCUCUUUUGUUUAAAGCGGUUCGAUCGGGUUACACUACGAAGUUAACAUCAAUACUUCAACCGAAAGCAAUGAUUUACUGCACAACUGGAAAACUAUGAAAUGAAAAAUGAAAAGUAAUUAAACGA
Messenger RNA from Chara braunii, 1650 nucleotides. Lineage: Eukaryota; Viridiplantae; Streptophyta; Charophyceae; Charales; Characeae. The record is from the annotation of a GenBank genome assembly.